Penicillium brevicompactum is the source of this 2250-nucleotide messenger RNA. RefSeq names its product Nop53-domain-containing protein. Gene Ontology annotation, biological process: rRNA processing; ribosomal large subunit assembly. The coding region runs from base 1 to 2250 and encodes 749 amino acids. Gene Ontology annotation, molecular function: 3'-5' exonuclease activity; 5S rRNA binding. Gene Ontology annotation, cellular component: nucleolus. The record is from RefSeq and is a predicted model, not a curated record. The transcript has 5 exons. NCBI's taxonomy places the organism in Eukaryota, Fungi, Ascomycota, Eurotiomycetes, Eurotiales, Aspergillaceae.
AUGUCUACUUCAUUGGAAGCCCCGAAACAGUACAACCAGCCUUCUCGUAAGGGAAAGAAGGCAUGGCGCAAGAAUGUCGAUGUCACAGAUGUCCAAGAGGGUUUGCGCCAUUUGACCGAAGCAGAGAUCAAAGGUGGUCUUAUCACUGAGAAGGCUUCCGAUGAGCUUUUCACCAUCGAUACUACCGGUAACGAAGAUGUGCGCAAGUCUGUCACCAAAAAGCACAAGCCCCUCAAGUCAGACGAAAUUCUUGCCAAGCGGUCUAUGAUUCCUGCGCUCGACGGACGCAAGCGCGGUAACCCCAAUGUCACCGAUGGAAUCAUUGAACCGAAGACCAAGAAGCCCAAGAGCGACUGGGUCAGCCAGAAGGAAUACCAACGCUUGAAGCAAGUCGCCAGAGACGCACAGCCUAUGGGAAAGAAGGCUGAGAAUGAGUUCUACGACCCCUGGGCGGAGGAUGCGGAGCCCACCACCACAUACGACGACCCUCGCUUUGAUUUCCUGCAAAAGCCCAAGCCCAAGGUUGAGCCAACCACAUUAAAACAUGCCCCAAUUUCGCUUGCUGCCAAUGGAAAGGCCGUUCCGUCUGUCAAGAUGCCUCACGCAGGAACCAGUUACAACCCCGUUUUCGAAGAGUGGGACCGCCUGCUGGAAACACAUGGCGCACAGGCCGUAGAGGCCGAGAAGAAGCGCCUCGCGGAAGAAGCCAAGGAAGCUGAGAGGCAGCGUUUGAUCGAGGCGGCCCGGAACGACGAUGGCGAAGUCAAGUCGGAUGAUGAGAGCGCCUGGGAGGGCUUCGAGAGCGAAUACGAGAAGCCCGAGUGGUUGAACAAGAAGCGCCCCGAGCGCAAGACCAAGGUGCAACGGAACAAGAUCAAGCGACGCAAGGAAGCGGAGCGCAAAGCGAAGUGGGAAGCUCAAAUGCAAAAGAGGGAGGCUCAGGCCGAGCACAUCGCCAAGAUCACCGAAGAAAUUGCGCUCAAGGAGCAGAAUGGUGAGAACCAGUCAGAUGCGGAUGAUUCUGAAGACGGUGAUGACACUGUCCUCCGCCGAAAGACCUUCGGCGGCAAGAAAGCUGUUCCCGCCCAGCCUUUGGAGUUGGUGCUUCCGGAUGAAUUGCAGGAUUCGCUACGCCUGUUGAAGCCGGAGGGCAAUCUUCUAGACGACCGAUUCCGCACAUUGAUCGUCCAGGGCAAGCUUGAGUCUCGCACGCCCAUCACACAGGCUCGCAAGGCCAAGAGAAAGGUCACAGAGAAGUGGGCUGCUAAGGACUUCCGGACUGGUGGGUCCCGAAAAUUUACUUGCUUAUCGCCUUUUUAUCUUUCACCUUUCCUCUUCACAACCAUCAUGGACAAGCCAGCUCUUUCCAGUAAUUGGAAGAAGUUACAGGCAACCUUGAAGAAAGACGCUCCGAAAGACACUCCCAAGCGCAAGCCCUCUGAUCGCGACGCAGAUGACAAAAAACGCAAGUUGGCGGAGAAGCGAAAACCAUACCGAGACUCUAAACCACCCCUCAAACGCAAGAGAAUGUCCGACACAGAGACCGAGUCUGGUACUUGGGCGACACGGAGAAAAUCAAAUGCUGCAGCUCCGGUGAAAACCGAGACAAGCUCUCGUUACAAGGAAAAUGAAGGCCGUUCCACGACUGCCGAACUCGGAAAGUACGUCGCAAUGGAUUGCGAAAUGGUUGGUGUAGGACCAAACCCGGAUAACGACUCUGUGCUUGCGCGUGUUAGUGUGGUCAACUUCAACGGCGACCAAAUAUACGAUUCAUACGUUAGACCUAAAGAGAUGGUCACGGACUGGCGUACGCAUGUCAGUGGAAUUGCACCGAAACACAUGGUCGAGGCCCGCACACUCGAGCACGUCCAGAAGGAAAUUGCAGAGAUCAUGAGUGGCCGCAUCUUGGUGGGUCACGCCGUCAGCAACGAUCUGGACGCUCUGCUCCUCGGUCACCCUAAGCGCGACAUCCGCGACACGAGCAAGCAUGCCCCAUACCGGAAGAUUGCCGGCGGUGGAUCGCCACGCUUAAAGAUAUUGGCCGAGGAGUUCUUGGGAAUCAAGAUUCAAGACGGGGCGCAUUCUAGUGUUGAAGAUGCGAGGGCCACGAUGGCUCUUUACCGCCGCGAGAAGGAUGCGUUUGAGCGCGAGCAUUUGAAGAAAUGGCCUGCCAGGAUGAUCGCCGAUACUAGAGAGAAGGGCGAAGGCGAGAAGAAAAAGAAGAAGAAGAAGACCACUCGUAAGAGGUGA